AUGCAGACCAAUGACACCCUCAUCCUCACUGACAACACUUUUGCGAACCGCGAGAAAAAUGAGAUUAAACAAGCUAAUAUUCUUUGCAAACCACAAGAGAAGCUUACACCUUCAAACCUGUUAAAAUUCAACGGUGGCCUCAUUACGGAGGAUGCCCAGGCAAAAGACGACUUCAAGUCACUUAACAAGCGCCUCCAAUGGCAACUUGAUAAUGCUGAACGCAGAUUACGCUUUGUACGUCUAGAUUUGGAUUCGCUACACCUCAUAAUCUUUGCAGAUUCGUCCUUUGCAAACAAUAAGGAUUUCUCCUCCCAAAUUGGCUUUAUCAUUGUUCUGGCAGAUGGCGCAAAUAACGCAAAUAUUGUACAUUGGUCCUCAAUCAAGUGCAAGCGCGUCACAAGAAGCGUACUCACUUCUGAACUUUAUGCUAUGGUUCACGGCUUCGAUUCGGCUGCGUCAAUCAAAUCAACAACAACGCAGCUUUUACAUCUCACUAAGCCCCUUCCCCUUGUUAUCUGCACUGACUCGAAGAGCCUAUACGAAUGCCUCGUCAAAUUAGGCACUACCCAAGAAAAACGUCUAAUGAUUGACCUCAUGUGCCUCCGUCAAUCAUACGAGCACCAGGAAAUCGCAGAAAUCAAGUGGAUUGACGGUGAAAGCAAUCUAGCCGACAUUAUGAUAAAGAGCAACCCAUGUCGCGCUUUACAGGCACUUAUUAAUACAAAUAAGCUAAAUAUCAAUGUGGAUGGAUGGGUGGAAAGAUCUACAACACCUCUAACGCAAUAUACACCAAUCCCUUCACCUCAUCAAUCCUGUACCGCUCAUUAUACUGUCCCUAUUUCUUAG
Molecule: messenger RNA, 846 nt
Organism: Talaromyces stipitatus ATCC 10500
Lineage: Eukaryota; Fungi; Ascomycota; Eurotiomycetes; Eurotiales; Trichocomaceae
Exons: 2
Coding region: 1-846 (281 amino acids)
Molecular function (GO): nucleic acid binding
Source: RefSeq, a predicted model, not a curated record